This is a messenger RNA of Phaeodactylum tricornutum CCAP 1055/1, 702 nucleotides long. RefSeq lists its product with no specific name. NCBI's taxonomy places the organism in Eukaryota, Bacillariophyta, Bacillariophyceae, Surirellales, Neidiaceae. The transcript has a single exon. Bases 1 to 702 code for a protein of 233 amino acids. The record is from RefSeq and is a predicted model, not a curated record.
AUGAAAAACUGGACGUCGGUUGCGAGCGUCGUGUCUUCUAUGCAGGCCCAAGGUCUCGUGGGACGCGAUCUGGCCGUGGCCUUGCACGAUUUUGUGCGCGAUAUUCCCUUUGGUUUCACUCGUCAAUUUGACCUGGCAACGGCGGACUAUACACUGCAACGUCAGCGUGGACACUGUACACCCAAAUCGGAACUGUUCGUGUCUCUUCUUCGUCGCGCCGGCUUUGCCGAUGCCACAGUGGUGACGGUAUCCAUUCCGGGAGAUGUUCUACACUAUUUGGGAUCCGGAGAGUCUUCGCCCUUCCCCUCUACACUUCAACAUUGCUUUACCCAGGUGACGGUGGAGAAGGGAGGGAAACUCUGUCGUCUAGAUUCAUACGUCAUUGAUCCGCCUCUUUUUCAAGCCGCACGGGAACGCUUGAAGGUAACUGGUAGGCACGCGGGCUAUGGUAUCCACAAAGAAGCCACAAACGAAUGGGAUGGUAGUCAAGAUGCCUUUUGUCAAUACGUGCCGUCCACCCAAACAUCACAUCUCGAGUUUUGCAUGAACUCGACAAAUGAAGUUGUGUCGCGACCCAAUUACUUACACAGUGGCUUCACAAGACUACUGCGCAUUCCCAUCAUAGGGUGGCCUGCGGGGGCUUGGCUGGAAACCCAGUCUAAAGUGUUUGAUCGCCUGCGGAACAGGAUUUCAAUAGAGUAA